Messenger RNA from Trichosurus vulpecula (common brushtail), 8537 nucleotides. RefSeq names its product chromosome 8 C10orf71 homolog (gene C8H10orf71). The record is from RefSeq and is a predicted model, not a curated record. The coding region runs from base 981 to 5402 and encodes 1473 amino acids. Gene Ontology annotation, cellular component: Z disc. Gene Ontology annotation, biological process: positive regulation of calcineurin-NFAT signaling cascade. The transcript has 5 exons. NCBI's taxonomy places the organism in Eukaryota, Metazoa, Chordata, Mammalia, Diprotodontia, Phalangeridae.
GGCCAGACUCUAAGGAUGAUUUUAUCAGCAAGUUGCCCCAAACUGAGUUCUAACUGAAAUGUUGCCGAUGAGAAGGAUCACCAUCUCCAGGGAUACUAUGUCUUUGGCAUGGGGCAGGUAGAUAAAUUCUUGUUGAGAAAUCUGAUCCCACCUCAGUCAGCUGUGGUCAGUACUCAUUGGUUCCUGCCCCAGCUCUGACAGUUGGAAUACACUGUCUCUCAGUGAGCACCUUCUAGACAGCAACUGAGUUAAAGAAGUGAGUCCAGAAUGCUUGAAUAAUGGAAGGUCCUUGUUUUGCUAUCCUAGUGACUGAGAUGCUGUGAAAUCUAGCAGCUUAUUGGGAUCCUGGGAAAGGGACAAAGAGCUGAUUUGCCCUUGACUGGAAAUGUGGAACCUAGAAGGACACAGUGAAAUGUGUUUGAAUUCUCUGCUUCUUUGCUCCUGGUCAUAAGGAAGUCAUGAAGAUCCUUGCAAAGGAAGAUAAGCCCCUCGUCUUGAAAUAGCCAUAUUCCAAUCGUGCGUGCCAGAAAUCUUGGAAAUUGAAACCUUCAACCGUGAACCAGGUCUGAGCUGUUUUCCUCAUUGGCUCUUGGGAUUUGAUUACAACGGCCCCAAUGUUACAUGAGUGGAGCAAAGAGCCUUAAGGAAAGUCUGCCUAGAUGGAGGGCUGAACUUCAGAUCUCGACCAAACUCCUCUUGGUUAACAUGUGGCUGAUCUUAUCAAGGAGGAUAGACAGCAAUGAAACAAAAUACAACUACUCCGAUAAAUUCUAAAUACACAGAAGGCCAGAGAAAAUUACAUGAAGGUAUGCUCCUGUGGUAUUCACACCUUUAACAGAGAAAAAAAGUCUCAUUUGUGGUUGCAUCGGGUGAACUAAAAGAGCACAUUUUGGAGCAAGAUCGUGUUAAAAAAAAAAGUCAUUGAGCAGAAAUCAACUUUACAGGAAAAAAAAAAUUCUCAUUUUGUGAAUCGCCUCUUCAUGCCUGUCCAGACAAUGCAAGGGGGUAAGAAAUACACAGAUGCUCUCAGUGACUCUUCAAGCAUCGGAAGUGUCUUGGAUGAAGCAGAUAGAGAAGUCAGCAAUCUCACAGACCGAGCCUUUAGAAGUCUGUGCAUUUCAGAGGAUACAUCCUUCAAUGACUCUAAUCUUGUCAUUUCACCAGAUUUUGCCCAGCAGUUUUUUGGUAGCUUUCAACAGGAAACAGGCAGCCAUGCCAUCAAGAAAAGCAACCUCUGCAACAGAAUACAAGCACAUGGAAAUGAGCAUGCAGGCUGGGCAUCUACAUUCCAACAGUUGCCCAAGUAUGUCCAAGGAGAGGAAAGAUACUCCAAAAGCAACACACCACCACCAGUCACCACACGGAGAAAACUGGAAAUUCCAGUUUCUGGUAUGAGGAGUAGUAAGCCUGUCUCCAAAGUAUCUUCAUUAAUUAAAUCUUUUGAUAGGACAGAAAAUCCAAGUUCUGACAGUUUGCCUCCCAUCAGCAAACAGUCUGCUCCAAAAAACCCUCUAAAAUGUGUGCCUCUACCAGGAAGUGGUGUGAAUUUCUGCAUGGAUUCAGCUUUUUUAACUGUCAGGAAGGUACCUGCUGAAAUUUCCAACACAUAUCAAAAUACCAGUUGGCCUGGUGGCAGGCAGGGGACACCAAUUUCACCAAGUACCAAUGACCUAACAUCUAGUGUUGAUGGUUUUCAAUCAGCCUCUGUGGAUGCUCCCAAGUCAUUUGAAUCAAAUAUACAUCUUCCACCACCAAAGACAGCAAAGGGUAAGACUGGAAAAGCUAGUGAACGGGCAAGCAAAGGGAAUUUUCUUCAUAGUGAAAACAGUGCUUUUGAGUCAUGGAAUGCACAUCACAAGAAACUGCUUGAGAGGAAGGAAGCUGAUGAACUGAAGCCAGAAGUCAAAGCUCCCUCAAAUUAUGAGGAAAAGCCACCACUAAGAAGAGAGCUUCACCCAAGCAGACACGAAAUAUCACCCAGCCACACCAGAGUACCCAUGAACCCAGAAGAGAAAGUUCUGGUGGCAGGGGCUCCAUCCACUUCUCUAUCCCAAGUGUCUAAUAUUAGAUCGUCUCCUGAAUCCCAAAGCUUUGCCAUGGAGGAGCAGACUCCCAGUGCAGAGCCCAAGGCUCAAGUGGAGACUUCACGAGUCCCAUGGCGGAGAUCAAAAAUCAGCAGAGGAGGAAAAGAGAGAACACAUGAGCCUUCAAAUGAAAAGAAUACCAAUGGGAAAGCCCCACCUUUGUAUAAAAGGCCAGAUCCUGCAGGAGAGUUUCCUGAAAGUGGUAUAUUAGAAGAACAAGUGAACUCAAACGAAUGCUAUGAUCCUCCUUUUAACAUCAGUAAGCUUUUGACACCAGUAAUACCAACAAAGCAUGUUCUAGACUCAUUAGAAAAUCAGUCAGAGUUGGCAACACUCCCUCCCCCAGAAAAGUCAGUGGGAUUAAAUGAAAAUGAGGGACUUAAUGAGUAUCAAUCUCGUGACAGUUACAAGUCAAAGGUGCCUAGUUUGUUGUUCAAUCUCAAGGAUGUCCGAAAACGAGUCAAGAGUACUUACAGUGCCUCCCCUCUCCUAAAAAGCCAUGAUGAGAAGUCAAAAGCUAGGGAUCAUGUCAAGCAAGAAAAUAUAAGCAAUGGCAUUUUUAUGGCCAAUGGAUCUGAAGAAAUUCCCCCACACAUGUCAACCAUGGACAAACUGAACCACCAACCCUAUGUCAAUGCCAAGGAUAAGGGCCAUAAAGUAGAUGUCAAAGGAGACUUGACAGAUAAUUACUUAACUCUAAGCUCACCUCAAACUAUAGAAGAACCCUCCUUCUGUGUCAAUGGGGAGACUUCAGAACAGAAUGAUUUCAAGAAUGAUGACCUAGACAUCAAAGAUCCUAGGAACAGUGACAUGGACUCUCAGCAGUAUCACCACCAAGCAAAUGAACACAAUUUAAGGAAAAGUCAGCCUCGCCUCUCCUUGAAGCUUUGCAGUAGAGAUCUAGUGGAUGGAAAAGUUGAAGAGAAACUGAGUAUUCACCACCUUGAAAAUGGAUUACCAAGAUCCAUUUCCCAAGAGACCGACCAUGAGAGAGAUGCAGGAUCACAGAACGCAAAUUUCAACCAGAAAAUCUCACCAGGUCCACUUUCCCCAGAGGAAGAAGAUGUGUUCUAUAGUGAUGCCCAGUCUGAUUUCAUGCCAAAUCUCAAAAGCAAGGCCAAAAUAAGCACUAGUUCUUCAGACCAAUCUUUUGCCUCAUUUGAGGAUCAGCAGAAAACAUGGUUUACAGAAUGCCAAAGGGAAGAUAGAAAAAGUAGUGUGAGCCUAGAAGAAAGUCAGAAAACUGAGAAGAAAGAAAAGGAUUUAAGAAAGGAUGAUUUGCAAUACUAUGCUUUAAGCAAUGGCUUUGCUAGUGUUGAAGACAGUAAAAGGGAAGAAAUGUCUCAGAGAGAAGGUGAAAGCAUGUCUAGAGAUAGAGUGGCGAUGGAGUCAAAGGAAGAAGCCAAUUGCAGAGAUGCUUGGUUAGGAGAAAAUAAGAAUAUUUGUCUUCCUGAUACCAAAGAUCCUCCAUUAUCACCUUCCCCAAAUUCAAACAAGCACAUUAUGUUUACAAUCAAAGACAAUACCUUCAAAUCGUCUCCAGUGAUCAAACCCAUCAUACUGCCCCUACUGAGGACUCCAUCAUCAGAAAAUACUCAUAGUAAUAGCCAGAGAGAAAUGGAGAGCCGAGUGGCAGAACAUGGAGAGAACACUCACCUCUACCAGUUGGAAUCCCAAGAUAUACCAAAUGCUCAAAAAACUGGCCAGCUUUCAACAUCAAGUGGUAAACAUAAAACCUACAGGAGUAUAAGUGAUAGUGGACAUGUUUUUGGAUCAGCAAAGAUGGAAAAUGUCCAACCAAUGUCAGAAGCCACUCUUCUGGAAGAUGACAGAAACUCCCCAUUCUUUCCAUAUAUGAAAGACAGUAAUGGUGUCAGGCCCACUCAAAAUUUAAGUGAAGUUGUGGGAAAUGAUCUUGAAAAUGAUUACAAAAAUAAAGAGGAACUCAUCCCCUUCAGAGUCAAAACUCCCAUCAUUUUGCCAAAUGAAGAUUCUGGGAAUCAACCACCAGCAAGCCAGUUAAGAGGAGCCCGUUCAGAAGAGAAAAUUCAAUGUUCUAGAAACCACUUACUGUCCACUCCCAGGGAAGGGUCUUUGGUGAAAAAUAUGGUCCCUAGUGAAAUGUUGAAUUCACCUAUAGCCAGCUCUAUAGUAGACAGCAGUAUUUAUUCCCCCGCAGCCAGCACCAUAUUGGAUGAUGCACUACAAGGUCCUCUAGACUCAGGUAUAUCACAGGGAGAUUUCUCAAACUCAGCCAUAGCAAGCCCCUUGCCCAGCACAUGUUCCAGCAUAACCAGCCUGGGAUCAGAGAGAAAGGCCAGUGUAAAAACAGCAAGGGAAGAUAUUACACAUGCUGUGGUGCCAAGUAUGGAAGGUAACCCCCAAUUUGAUUCAUCUGCUGAAGAAAACAUGGCUUUGUCUACACGGGAUGCAUUGUUGGAGGAGACUAGCAGCUGGGCAGCUCCCUAUGAGAGACCACAGCCCACCAUUCACAUGGAAAAGUCAAUGAACAAACCACCAGCUGUCCCACCAAAAACUGAAAAAGCCCUAAGACGAGCAAAGAAAUUGGCAAACAAAAGGAAAAAGAUGGACUUGCAGCAAGAAAGAUUGUCUGAAAUCCAGGAGGAAAGCCCUCAGUUGGAAGGUGCAGAUGUGAUUUGGAAAAGGCCUUUAUCCCCUGCAGAGAUUCCUAGAUCCAACUUCUCCCGAGUCCGUUCCCUUCCACCUCCUGUUCACCGGCACUCAGUGGCUACACUCUCUGAGUCUAUUAGGAGGAGACCUAGUGGUGCUCAGUCAGUAAUCCCUAUGUCCUCCUACCCUGCCACUCAGAAGAAAGUUCUCCAGGAUCCUCAAUCUGGAGAAUACUUUGUGUUUGACCUACCACUCCAGGUUCGAAUCAAGACAUUCUAUGACCCAGAGACAGGCAAGUAUGUCAAAGUAUCAAUCCCUUCAUCUGAAAUGAGCUCCCCUGAAAUCCCCUCUUCAGAAAUUUUAAAUUCUCCUUACUUGGUGUAUCCUGGCCUCCACCCUCUGCCAGUGACUUCUUUAACACCUCUGAGGUCCUCCUCCCAGCUUUCAGCACCCACUUUUCUAAGGCAGGAGCCUCAAGCUAGAGAAUCAGCUGACCACUGGCUCCAGAGCUUCAGAGAUGCCAAACACCCAAGUUCUCGGUCAUAUGCUGAGCCUGUACAUAAUUCUGCAAGUCGUCACACAGAGGAAGUUCCACAGAGCUUGGAAAAGGACCUAAGUGAAGCUCAAAAUUUGGAUAUUAUUUCCACUGAUGAUUUAGAGGACUUUGCUUCAGAAGGAAUCUCUUGAAAAUUAAAGUUAUUAGCAACCUUCUCCACUUUUAUCACCAUCCCCCCAAAAAAUAAAACAUACCCCUCUCCCAGGAUAAUUUUACAUAUAUUCAGGUAUCUCCUUCAACAUACUUAUUCAAAAAUGGCACCUAUUGCAAAAUUUAGUACUGGGGUUUUUUUUAAGAACAAUCCAGUUGAAGGAUUCUGUCCUCUCCCAGUUGGGUUACCCUCCCAGCUCCCCAAAAAAUAUAAUCCUGUUUGGGUGAAUGCAAAAUGGCCAGUCUGUGAGAAGGAUAGUUAUUGCAUGAAACAACUCCCCCACCACCACCACCUCUCCUCUCUUUCCCUUCUCCUCUCCCAUCCACCCUACCUCCCUGCUGACACCCCCACUGCUGCUACUGCUGCUAAUGCCACCAAAUAGAGAGGAUUCACCAAGAAAUCCUCUCAUUCAGAGUUGAAGUCGCCAAGGGGGAAAUCCGAUGUUCCACUUGGGGAAUGUCUAUUUAGCUAUCCUCUCCCAUUCUCUCCCCCUGCUAAAAGUGAGGCAACUUCCAACUCUGCCCAGGGAUGUUGCAUGGACAUUCCCAAGUGGGUUUGGUUGAGAGUAUUCCUUAAACUUCAAUCACUCAUAUAUUUAUCAUAUUCCCUCCUUCACCCCCCAAAAAAAGAAAAAAACAGAAAUGAAACUUUGUGAUUACUCUGCUGUGGUUUAUAAUACAAAAAAAUAGCAAAUAAAUCCUAUAUAUUGUUUGCAACCCAGCAGCACCAAUUUCAUGUAGACAAAGAGCUCACCCAUAGGUUCCCAGAUCAAUCCCACUGUCCUGAGCAUCUUGGGCUGAAUUCCAUGUAAAUGGAAAAAUCUUGACUGAAGACCCAAACUGAAAGACAGCUUAAACAUCUAUUUGGGUAAAAAGAGGUAUUGUUUAUAUAAUGAAACAUUCUUCUACAGGUCAUCUUCUGAGUUUUAAAAAAUAGCUUUUUUUAAAUGGGGCAAAAAAAGUUGAUAGAUAUUACUCUUAUCUUUGGACUGGUGUCAUUUAUUGAGAAAAGUGGUGAAAUAAAGCAGCCAGCCUUGGCUGCUGCUACCGCUGUUUUUAGGGCCAUGGACAACCUGUUUUCCUGAUACCCAUAACCACUUGAUAACAAUCCCUGUUGGACCUUGGCUCAUAAUAUGAGUCUACCAUGUAAAUAUGGCCCCAUGUGGCCAUACAAAUGGAAUUCCAUGCUGUGCAUGGUACAAUGAUCAUUGAGCGGUUCAGCUUUGAAACAUCUCAGGUCCGCCUCCUAGCACUGGUCUGUUCAUUUAUUUCCCAAGCUUUGAUUGAGCUCAGAAUCACCGGACUGUUUAGCAAGGCAGAAAUGCUUUAUUGAGACACCUGAUGUUAGUUGUACAGUUAUUUCCCAACAAACUUCUCUAUUUUGCAUGAGUAAACUGGGUCCCUGAGAUUUAGUAGUAAAUAUCUGAAUCAAACCAGGGAUGGAGAGAGAGAGAGAGAGAGAGAGGGACAGAGAGAGAGAGAGGAAGAGAGAGAGAGAGAGAGAGAGAGAGAGAGAGAGAGAGAGAGAGAGAGAGAGAGAGAGAGAGAGAGAUUAUGGCUCAAACACCUGUAUCUUUAAGGGCAGUUAGGAUUUGUAGGUAAAUAUAUACAUGCAUAAAAAAAACGCUAUGGACAUGAAGAACCUUAGUCUGGCUUUCCUUUCUCCCAAGCACUGAAAUGUGGAUUAAACAAAUGAACAAAUUACAUCCAGACCAUACUUUUUAUUUAACGGAAUGUGACUCAGGCAAGCAGCGUUCUUCCAGAAGCUACUUUCUUGUCCUUAUGGAGAUAAGAUUUCUGAAACAAGGGGAAGAUGUUUUCAGCUAUUUGGUAAAUCUACUGUCUGCCAACAUGGAAAUAAGAAGAGACACAGAUACAAGUAGGCUAAUGAAAACCUAUAGCAAUAUUCCUUAAGACUUCACAAAUCUUAACAGAGAAUCCUUUCCCAAGUAUUCUAGGUGACUCAGAGCCUUCCACAGCAACCUCCAGCAUCAGUGAUGUUUCUAAACGUUAGAUAUAAACAUAAGUUUUAAUUGCAUACACAUACACAAUCACAGUACCACAUAUUUGCUGCAAGUAAGUUGAUUCAUUGAAACGAGUUCCCCCAAACUCAGUUUGAACUUGAGUCUUGUGUGAAGUAAAGUUUUGAUUUUUUUUUCUAAGCAUAUAGAGGUACACAAGAAGCCACAUUAAAUGAGGAAUGUGACCUAGAUGAUUUGGCAGACUUUUUUUCUACAGGUGAGAGUAGUAUCCAGAUCUAAAGACACCAAACUUCCUUUUUCAUAUUUUGCUAGUAGGUCUUGCUAUCUGGUCCAGGGUAGAAGUGCAGCAAACAGGCCUAAUCACACUACUGAUUGGCAGGGAAGCUUUGGCCUGCUCUACUUUUGACCUUGACCAGUUCACCUCAUCAUAAACUGCCUUGUGCCUCCCUCCUCCAAACACAGGGGCCCACCACAUUGGCACCAGUCUGCUACAAUUUGGAAUAGCGAUCUACAUUGGUGGAGGAGACUCCUACACUAAUGUAAUUGUACAUCCUGGAAAUAUAGAUAUAUGUACAUAUGUGUUCAUUCAUACCCAAAGUGUUUGAAAAACCGCUGCAGGACUUAAAUGCCUUUUCUCUUAAGCUGAAGUGAUCCAUCCAUCUUAGUUUCCCCCAGUGGCAUGGAUUAUAGGGAUAAGCCAUGACCUAGGUCAACCCCACCCCAAUUUCUUAUCCUUGCUUAAAAAUGACGUUUGGCAGCAAUAUCAUCCCAAACAAAGCUUGUUCACCUAGCGCCCAAUUCAUAAUGCUGUUGCUUCCUUGAUUCAUAAAUUAGUGUAUGGUCAUUCCUAAAGGACCCCACUGCAACAAGUUGGAAUAAAUCAGUAAAAUAGGCCAUUUUUACUGAACCGGCUUCCACUGGAAGGCAGCAGGGUGUGGUAGGAAGAGUAUUUGGUUUGAAUAUAGACUUACAUUUAAAUCCAAAGUGGCUUUCUCAAAGUCUUAUCAGCAAUUAGCCAGGAUUUGAAUGGAAUGAAAUGAACUUUCAAAAGGAAUGCCUGGCCCCUCCCAAUAAAGUGUACACUAUUCUUUUUGUCUAGAGCAAAAUAAUAAUUACAGUCAUUUCCAUAUUGAA